Messenger RNA from Cyanidioschyzon merolae strain 10D, 1167 nucleotides. RefSeq names its product cystathionine gamma-lyase. Gene Ontology annotation, molecular function: pyridoxal phosphate binding; cystathionine gamma-lyase activity. The transcript has a single exon. The record is from RefSeq and is a predicted model, not a curated record. The coding region runs from base 1 to 1167 and encodes 388 amino acids. Gene Ontology annotation, cellular component: cytoplasm. Gene Ontology annotation, biological process: transsulfuration. Lineage: Eukaryota; Rhodophyta; Bangiophyceae; Cyanidiales; Cyanidiaceae.
AUGGAUCUUGGAACGAAAGCUAUACACGUAGGACAAGAGCCUGACGAAGCCACCGGGGCUGUCAUUCCUCCUAUAUCUCUAUCGACGACUUUCGCGCAACUUGCACCGGGCACUCCGCGCUCGCACUACGACUACGCACGUUCAAACAACCCGACACGGGAGAACCUAGAGCGCUGCAUCGCGGCCCUGGAAGAGGCAGAAUUCGCGUUCGUAUUCAGCAGCGGACUCGGAGCGACGACGACGCUUUUACACCUGCUGAGCAGUGGUGACCACGUCAUCUGUAUUGACGACGUUUAUGGAGGCACUCAGCGUUACUUCCGCAACGUGGCGGCCCGCUUUGGUGUAACGUUCUCCUUUAUCGACUUUGAAGGCGACGCUUAUCCAAAAGCACUCGCAGAGCAUCCCAAUACGCGCAUGGUAUGGCUGGAGAGCCCAACGAAUCCGACUCUACGAGUCACAGAUAUCGCGAUGGUUGCAAAACAAACGCCCCCUCGUGUGCUGCUGGUUGUAGACAACACCUUUAUGACACCGUAUUGCCAACAGCCCCUCAAAUUGGGCGCUCAUAUCGUUAUGCAUUCCAUGAGCAAGUACUUGAACGGCCACUCCGAUGUCAUCAUGGGGGCGGUUGCGCUGCGCGAUCGUGCGCUCGCUGAUCGCCUGCGCUACCUCCAGAAUGCGCUCGGGGCCGUGCCGAGCGCCUUCGAUUGCUACCUGGUGCAUCGCGGCUUGAAGACGCUUGCCGUGCGCAUGGAACGUCACUGCGACAAUGCGAUGAAGAUUGCCGAAUGGCUCGAGCAGCGUUCCCGAAUGGAGCCGAAACGCAUCCACCGGGUGAUCUAUCCCGGUUUGGCGAGCCAUCCGCAGCACGAGGUUGCGAAACGAAACGCAGCACGCCCGGGUGCCUUUGGCGGCAUGAUUGCCUUUUCCAUGGAUAACGCGGCGGAGUGCCUGUCUAGGAUGCGUUUGAGUACGCUGGCGGAAUCGCUUGGAGGUGUCGAGUCUCUGAUCGAGGUACCUGCGUUAAUGACGCACCAGAGCGUACCUGCGGCAGAGCGCGAACGACUCGGGAUCGACGAGCGACUCGUGCGCUGGAGUGUCGGCAUUGAAGCAGUCGGCGAUCUGCUGCGCGAUCUGCAGGAUGCACUGGACGCUUCGAACGCCAGUUAG